Molecule: messenger RNA, 2310 nt
Organism: Moneuplotes crassus
Lineage: Eukaryota; Ciliophora; Spirotrichea; Euplotida; Euplotidae
Source: the annotation of a GenBank genome assembly
UAUAAUUGAAGCAAAUAUGUCAAUGUUCAAAGGAGUAUCAAAACGAAAUACAGGUCUUAAAAGGAAGGAAAAUACCACAUCUGUCAAAGCAUCAAUGUCUAUGCUUGAGAGUAGGAAUGAGGCUCAUUGCCGUGUAAAUUCAGUUCUGAUUAAAGCUGAUAAAAAUAGUAAUGAUCAAAUGACUGUUAAAAAUAAUUCUAAAGGCUCUGCUUAUAACCAGAUCCUUUCAAGAUUGACCAAGAAGUCAAAAUAAGUCUUCUGUUAGGAAUGGAACUCUAAACAAGGUAAAAGCACAAGCUAAAACUUCAAAUGAGACUCAACAAAAAGCUAAGUUUAAAAAUGCCAAUGAUAAGUACAAAAAGAGCUGUAUCCCGUUUCAAGUUGAUUUAUCAGAAAGCAAUGAUGAUCUAAAAGGUAAAAGAAAUAGGAGUUUGACUAGCUCUUUCAAGAAAAGGAAAGGAAUGAGGAUACCCUCUAAGAAGUCUUUAAUUUCUUCUCCUGUGAAGAAGCCAACUAAUGCUAUUGCAAGACCUAAAACUAGUCGAAGUAGGAUUAAAAAUAUUGGCAUGCAUAGUUUUAAGACUGAACAAACGAUAAAGCCUUCGACCAGGUAUGAUAACGCUAUUGAAGAGGAUGAUUUCACUGAAAAGACCCCUCCAAGUACUUGAAUAGAGCGAUAUGAAAAUAUGCUGAAAGAAGUAAACAACGAAUUUCAAACCACUUUAAAGAAGAAUUCUGAACUUUAUGAGCAAGUCGGCAACUUGGAAAUCAACCUUAGAAAAGCAGAAAAUGAGCUAUCCAAAAUACAGUAUUCUCUAGAUUUGAGUAAUAAAGCCAAGAUCGAAAGUGAAAAAGAGAUUGAGAAAGAACGAAGCAGCUUUGAGAAAGCAACACAAAGGCUUAGCCAUCUUGUACAAGAGAAGAAUGAUGAAAUUAGGAGAUUAAAGUCAGUCCAACUCGAUCUUGAGAACAAACUCCUACAAACCCAAAAUAGUAGUAUGAAAUCUACAGAGACUCAUAAUGAUCUUCAUUCAAGGAUUACUAAAUUAGUCCAAAAAGUCACUGAUUUAGACAUGCAACUUGGCCAGAAAGAUGAAGAUAUGCAUCGCUUGAACAUGACUAAUGAAUCUCUACAUAAAGAGAUCAAGCAAUGUAAGCAGAAAGAAUCAACUCUUGAAUAUAAAAUUGGUGUUUCAAAUUCUGAAAACUCUGCUUUAAAAGCUGACAAUGACAUAUUAAGGAGCGAGAAACUCAAAGCAGGAAUAAUUAUCAAGGAAAAUUUGACUGAAGUGGAAUCAUUAAAGAGAGAACUUACUCUGACUCAGAAUAAUCUUAAAUUCUGUCAGAAGAAUGAGGAUCAAUGAAAAGACGAAAAUUUUAGCCUCCGAUCCAAGCUACAAAAGUUGGAAAGGGAGGAGCUUAGAUAUAGAGAUCAAGUUGAAAGUUUAAAAUUUGAGCAUGAUUCAUUCAUUUCCAAAUUAGUCGCUCUUGAGGAGGCAAUUGUGAAAGGUUUAUCUGAUCAAACAUUAAUAAGAUCUAAACUUAGCUCAAUUAUCAACACUUUCAGGGUCAGCGGUCACAGUAGUAAACUUCUUAGUCAUGCCAAACCUGAAAGAUUUGUUUAUGAAAGACCUAGGCAAGAACUGGCGAGGUUCAGAUCCUUGACUGAAGAAAAAAUUCCGGUCAGAGCUAAAUUAAGAGAUUUGAACACAAAGAAUGAAAGUGCUAAACAGAAAGUAGAUCCAAUGGUAAUGAAGCCAGCAGGGAAGAAGUCCAAUCACGAAGUUGAUCUUAGAACUGAUAGUAUUGAAUACCUGGAUAGGAAUCGUGCUAAAACUUAUGGUGAAAAGAGCUCCUUUUCUGAAAUACAGAAAUUUGAGUCAAGUCAGAGUGGUAAAAUCAGAGACUCUUUCCUUAGUUCAAGGAGUAUUUUGGGCGAAAGUCUUGGAAUUAUUACUGAGAAAAAUUUGAGUGAAAUAGGUAGUCAGUAUUCCCCAGUUGUGGAGUCCUCAAAACCUUCAGUAGGAAUUACCGAAAUGAGAAGUAAUUGGGAGCAAAGGAGAAUUGGAAAUGUAUUUGAGUUAGAUUCUCAGAGGGAAACAAAGUGUUUAACAAAUAAAGAGCUUUAUGAAUCAAAGAAUAUAUUCCCGGGUGAAAGCAGACAUCCUUCAUUAGGAGAGAAUGAAGUUGACUCUAUCUUAAGAACUUAUGAGGAAAGACAUAAGCCUUACGAAUGGCAGAUCUCGAAGGCUCAGAUUGAUCUUAGCAGGGAGUAUCAAUCAAAUUUUUAACAUUCAAAUUCAGGUGAAC